AUUGCAGAUAAAGGACAUCGAAGCGGACGAAUAGCAACGCACCAAUGCUGCUGGGGUGAUACCUAUUAUACUAUCUUGGAAGAGGACGAAAUGAAGAAAACGUUAGGGGUUGACCUGGAGCGUGAUAGCCGUAUAUUGCCGGUCAAAUGUGGUGGACUCAUUCUUUUCAACAAUAUGAUUCCCCACCGGAGUUUACCGAAUGUUUCCGAAGGAAUCCGAUGGAGUGUGGAUUUCAGAUGGCAGCGAGCAAGUGACCCCGGCGGAUUAUGGGGCAUGAAAGAUGGAGUCGUUAUGAGAAAUUCUAAAGAUCCAAAUUUUAAGUUAGACUGGACGUCUUUUGAUGCAGUCAACAGACACAUCGUACAGACCGAGUAUAUAAAAGGCGGGAAAGCGGACCUGGAAGAGGAGGAGUUUGAUACAACUAUCCAAGGCCCUUGGAUGAAGAAAUGGGAGAUAGUGCACAUGAACAAACACGUUGACAGAUUCAUGGAACAAGAAAAGGCGAAGGGCAAAUCUUAAAAACUGAUGACGUAUCAAUUCAUAUAAAUAUGAUAACAACAUUAAAACUUUGAGAAAGAAUGCUUGAUUUGAAUGAUAAUAAAUAAAGCUACUUUGGUUAUUUGUAAUACAAAUAAAUAUAUAUAUUUUGGUAUUUAUUUACGUGUUGUACGUGUGUACCUACAAAUUGAAGGACUAAUGAUUAUAAAUCUUCAAAUUUGUCGGUGACGCAUGCACGAAGGCAUCAUUAAACCUGCUAGAAAUUGUGAUCAGAUAUGUUUCUAGAAAUAAGAUAUGUUUUUGGCAAUUAGAUAUGAUCUUUUUUAACAAUUAGAUAUGUUUUUAGCAAUCAAAAAUAUUUCUAAAUAUAUUUCUACAUAUGAACAAUUAUUUAUGUUUGGAGCAUUUAGAAAUGUUUCUAGCAAAAAGAUAUGUUUCUAGAAUUAGAUAUGUUUCUUAAAUUUAGAUAGUCUUAGAGAAUUAUAAAUAAUUCUGUUUUAUGAAUGGGGCAUGUGCGUUAGUUUCAUGUUUCUGUGUUCUUAUUUAAAAUAUAAUAGACUUUUCCAAACUCGUCUACAGAUCGUUAAAAAAAAUAAAAAGAACAGAAAAAACCUGAAGAAUUGUGAUUUGUCAUCUUUUAAUUUUCAUAUUUUUUAGGGAAGUACUACUUUAGAAAACGAUCAAGAGUCCUAAACACAGUACAUAAUUAAAGAAGAGAUCUUAUCAACUUACUCACUAGUACAUGAUUUCUCAUACAUUAUAAUGAAACUCAUAUAUUAUAAUUCAUUAUUAUCCUCAUACAAUAUUACUGGACAUUUAUGAAGCGACCUAUUUAUUUAUGCAAUAAAAGAGUUAAAUUAAAUUUCGUCUUUAUAAUUUUUAAGUCCAAACAUUGAAUCAC
This is a messenger RNA of Ruditapes philippinarum (Manila clam), 1399 nucleotides long. RefSeq lists its product as uncharacterized. Lineage: Eukaryota; Metazoa; Mollusca; Bivalvia; Venerida; Veneridae. Bases 91 to 519 code for a protein of 142 amino acids. The transcript is spliced from 3 exons. The record is from RefSeq and is a predicted model, not a curated record.